CUAAAACACGGCAGAGGCAGAGCUCAAAGCCUCAACCUUCUCUGUCGCAGCCUCUCGCCGGCCCUCAUCUCGUCGCCGCGCCGCUCGCAUCUUCCGCUGUGCUUCGCCGUGGCUUGGUUCUCUGUCUCCCUCUUUUCUGCGUGCAGCCAAACUGUUGAUCCUGUUUUAAUGUAGCUGCAAUGGUUAUUUUUUGCUGAUUCUGAGUUUCUGACCCUCUCUGCCUCGUGCUUCCUCUUGCUUUGGUUCUGUGAUCGGAAUACUGUGACAUUUUAUUGGAACACUGAGGCUUUGGUUCUGCUUCUGAACUUCUGCAGAGGUUGUGGCCGCAGAACUUUUAUUGAAUCAUGGAUGCUGUUUGAUGUACUGGUGACCUGACGACUUUGAUUGCAGCUGUAUGCCUGUAUUGGUGCAACGAUGCAUUUAAAGAAUUAAAGGUAUAGAAGCAGCUGUGGGUGUAAGUGGGAAGUGCGUGCAGAAUCAGUCUCUCUUUCACUGAUUCCAGACCCAGAAAGGGUUUAGCAAUGAAGAGGAGUUUUCCAUGGGAUGAGCCUGGUCAGAAUCCUGAUUCUUCUUCCAACAACAUUCCUCUCCCAAAUCCCUCCAUUGACCUCACCUCCCAAGAUAUACUCAUUAGACGGGCAGAAAUGUAUCAGGAGUACAUGAAGCAGAUACCAAUACCAAGUCAACGAGGCUCUGUCAUCCCGUUUAAUUCAUGGAUGGGAUUAGGCAAAUCAAUAAAGCAACUCUAUGGGCAGCCUCUCCAUUACCUCACAAAUGUUAUCCUUAAGCAAUGGGAUCAGUUGAGACUUAACAGCAAGGAUGAAUACAAACCCUUAGACAACUUGAUUCAUCCAACCAAAGCCGAAGCCACCAUUUGGCUCAUGGAAGAAGUCCAUCGACAGACGUCAUCGCAUUUUCAGAUUGCCGAACUUUGGAAGCUGGAUCCAAUGUACAAUUGUUCUGUUGAUGCCAUUUUUCCGACUUCAGAGAAUGUAUUGUGAAACCAGUUAGUUUAAAGGCUUUGUUAAGUAUCCUGCAAAAUGUUUACUUGCUUGGUUUUGGCAAAGAAAACUUGAACAACUCUCUUGAUCAUCUCGUCCCAAUUCUUUUGUUUGACUAGUCAUUUGUUUUGGGGCUUCUUUUUUCUGUUGUAUGUGAAUAUUCAAGUUCAAUUGUCAAGAGUAAAUUGAUUUGUCAAUCA
Molecule: messenger RNA, 1201 nt
Organism: Arachis stenosperma
Lineage: Eukaryota; Viridiplantae; Streptophyta; Magnoliopsida; Fabales; Fabaceae
Product: protein RDM1-like
Exons: 5
Coding region: 522-1001 (159 amino acids)
Cellular component (GO): RNA polymerase V complex; nucleus
Source: RefSeq, a predicted model, not a curated record